AUGACUCAAGACCGAUUUAUAGGUGCCAUUGAUCAGGGCACCACAUCCACACGAUUCGUCAUCUUUAAUCAAGACGGCAAACUCAUAACAUGGCAUCAAAUGGAAUUUGAACAGCACUACUCACAUCCAGGAUGGGUGGAGCAUGAUCCCUACGAUAUUCUGGCUUCUGUCGAUACAUGUAUCGAACAUGCCGUGCGCAAGCUUGGACUGAUGGGCUACGAUGCUUCCAAUAUUGAAUGUGUAGGCAUCACAAAUCAGCGCGAAACAACUGUCGCAUGGGAUAGUGAAACUGGACACCCGCUGUGCCCUGCUAUUGUUUGGAGCGACAACCGUACUUGCCACACUGUGCAAGAAUUAGCUAAUCAAUCUCACUUGCCCAAGGAACAACAGGGUAUUGAAGCCCUUCGUGAUAUUUGUGGCUUGCCCAUCACAACCUACUUCUCAGCUGUUAAAUUGAAAUGGAUGUUGGACCAUGUGCCUGAAGUGAAAGAGGCACAUGAAAACAACCGCUUACAGUUUGGCACAAUCGAUACAUGGCUAAUUUACAACCUAACGGGAGGUGUUGAUCAUGGCGGUGUCCUGGUGACAGAUGUGACAAACGCAAGCCGCACGAUGCUGAUGGACAUCAACACACUACAGUGGAGUGAGAAAGCAAUAAACUUCUUUGGUUUCGGUGGUCUCAAACUGGCUAAAAUCAUGCCCUCUUCCUCCAUCUAUGGCAAAAUCAGCAGUGGCUCACUUCAAAAUGUGCCUAUCAGUGGCUGUCUAGGCGAUCAACAAAGUGCAUUGGUUGGCCAAAAGUGCUUCCGCACGGGUGAUGCCAAGAACACAUAUGGCACUGGCUGCUUCAUGUUGUUCAAUGUUGGUGAUAAGCCUGUGUUCUCCAAGAAUGGCCUGCUCAGCACGGUCGCAUAUCAAUUUGAUGGUCAAUCUCCGGUGUAUGCCUUGGAAGGAUCGGUCGCUGUUGCUGGCUCGUCUAUACAAUGGUUGCGAGACAACAUGGGCAUUAUAGACAAUGCGCAACAGAUCAAUGAAUUAGCAAGCAAGGUCAAAAGUACGGCAGGCGUCUAUUUUGUCACAGCAUUCAGCGGUUUGUUUGCGCCUUACUGGAGAAAUGAUGCUCGAGGCACUAUCUGUGGGUUGACACAGUUUACGAAACGAGAGCACAUUGCUCGAGCCACACUGGAGGCUGUCUGUUACCAAACUCGAGCCAUCCUGGAAGCCAUGAACAAAGACGCUCAGCAGCCUUUACGGUCACUCAAGGUGGAUGGCGGUGUCUCAAAUUCAGAUGUGUGUAUGCAAAUUCAAGCGGAUGUGCUGAAUAUAGAGGUAGAUCGACCUGAAAUGAGAGAGACAACAGCUCUCGGUGCAGCUAUUGCUGCUGGCUUGGCAAUGGGCAUUUGGAAGAGCAUUGAUGAUCUUCAGCAUGUAAACGAAGAUGGUCGAACUACAUAUAUAUCCCAAAUUUCGGAUCGCAAGCGUGAAAAAAUGUACAAUGGAUGGAAGGAAGCUAUUGAAAGAUCGUUCGGGUGGGCUGAUGUGCUAGGCCAUACAUCGGAUACGGAGGAUGAAGAUUACUGCUAG
This is a messenger RNA of Mucor velutinosus, 1584 nucleotides long. RefSeq lists its product as uncharacterized. Gene Ontology annotation, molecular function: glycerol kinase activity. The coding region runs from base 1 to 1584 and encodes 527 amino acids. The transcript is spliced from 4 exons. The record is from RefSeq and is a predicted model, not a curated record. NCBI's taxonomy places the organism in Eukaryota, Fungi, Mucoromycota, Mucoromycetes, Mucorales, Mucoraceae. Gene Ontology annotation, cellular component: mitochondrion. Gene Ontology annotation, biological process: phosphorylation; glycerol-3-phosphate biosynthetic process; glycerol metabolic process.